CCCUUCUCCUCUUUCUAAGAGCUCUCUGCAGUUAACCUAUUCCUUGCCCUCACAUCCCACCCACUCCUACUUUAUUCCCUUAUCACCCCCCCUCUGCUCAACUCCCCUGGAGGGGUUACUUACUAAUAAAACAAAAACAACUUCCUCUUCCAGGGUACUUAGAAUCUUGUUUUGCUGAAACUUGCAGGAGGGACUUUUCAGGAAAUUCUCUGCUAGGCGGUGUUCAGUCAUUACCACUUUUUGAAUCCCAAGUAACUUUUGCUAGAUAGCAAAUCCCGGAGUUAAACUGUACACACAAAGACAUUGAAGACACAUCUGAAGUUUAUACUCAGUCCUUGGCAAAAAAGAACAUGAAUCCUGCAAAAUUACACAGCACUUGGUCAAACCGUUCCGCCACCAAUGAAUUACGCAGCUGUAAUGAAUCCGGCGAUGAAUCCUGCUCCGUAUCCACCAACCGGCACAGCUGGAAUGAAUAUGGCAGCGAUUCAAUCUCCUUAUCCACCAACCGGCACUGAAAGUCUGCUAACUCCUCUCCUCUACCCUCCAGCCCACAGUGACGGAGGAAUGGGUGUAGUAUCUGGAUAUGAAGGGAUGGCUGAUGGAAGUGGUCAGAUAUUACCUCCUCCCCCAGACAUGUUUCCUGGGCCUGUUGUUCCAGCUCCUGUAACUACUCCAGACUGGACAAUCCCGUCUAUUAGCGAAAACACUGCAAAAGAAGCUUUCCUAGAAUAUGCAAAUAGUCACUGCUGCUAUGGGACUGGUCCGGCUACAGAUAUGGUAUUACAGAAAAUGCAACCAUUUAAUACGUAUAGGUAUCGUUUGGAAACUUUCACAGAGUCGCGUGACUGUGAGUGGGUGACUGCUCCAUACACAGGUCAGACAGUGGACUCCUCAGCAUACGGACCUGCUCCUCUGCCUUGGGAAUUAGUUGUGCCUGCUCCUACUUUCAUCAAGGAUGAAACGCACAAAGUGCCAGUUCCUCACACAUCUUCUAUGAAGCCCUGCCCACAGUGCUUGGGGAUAGGCAAAAUUGUUUGCACGAAAUGCCAUGGUGUUGGUCGGGUGCAGUGCACAAAUUGCAAUGGAAAGGGCCGUAAGGACGAUGAGGACUGCAGCGACUGCUCUGCAAAUGGGACACAAAGUUGCAAGGAAUGCUCUAGUACCUGUCAUGUAAUUUGCACUGGCUGCACCGGCAGAGGGCAGGUUCUGAAUUACAUCCAGUUGAAUGUCACAUGGAAAAAUAAUAUUUUUGAAUUUAUUGCCGAUCACAAGUCUGAAUUUCCUACUGAUCACUUCAAGGCAGUAAACGGAGAGAAAAUGUUUACUGAUGAACAGUUCAUGGUGCCUCCUAUAAUGAAUUUCCCUGAUCCCACCAUCAACCAAACAUCACAGAAUGCUCUGCAGCAGCACCAUUCUCAGUUUGCCUCCACAAGUCGCAUACUCAGACAGAGACAAACAAUUGAAUGGCUGCCCCUCACCCUAGUGGAAUAUAACUGGAAAGGAGAUAAACACAACUACUUUGUGUACGGAAAAGAGAACAAAGUCUAUACAAAAAAAUACCCUGCAACAUGCUGCUGCUGCGUAAUCCUGUGAUCUGUGCUCUUAGGCCAACCAGAACGCAGCAGAUAAAUGACCACGUGUACCUAGCGGAUUGUUCAAUUGAACAUAGGUGGCAGAUGCAUGUUUCCCUUGUUGUUGAUUAUAUGAUUAUAUUAAAAGUUACACAUAUUAAUUACUCUUAUACAAAGUAUUAUGUAAUGUGAAAGAAGAUGCAUUAACUUCAUAUUUUAAAGAACUGUAUAUUUAUUUUUUUCUACAAAAAUAAAUGUACAUCUUACAUUUUUUUUUCUAAAUAAACAUAUUGUCAAUCUUG
This is a messenger RNA of Bombina bombina (fire-bellied toad), 1873 nucleotides long. Its product is annotated as protein SSUH2 homolog. NCBI's taxonomy places the organism in Eukaryota, Metazoa, Chordata, Amphibia, Anura, Bombinatoridae. The record is from RefSeq and is a predicted model, not a curated record.